This is a messenger RNA of Botrytis sinoallii, 1278 nucleotides long. RefSeq lists its product as uncharacterized. Gene Ontology annotation, biological process: transmembrane transport. The record is from RefSeq and is a predicted model, not a curated record. The transcript is spliced from 5 exons. The coding region runs from base 1 to 1278 and encodes 425 amino acids. Gene Ontology annotation, molecular function: transmembrane transporter activity. Lineage: Eukaryota; Fungi; Ascomycota; Leotiomycetes; Helotiales; Sclerotiniaceae.
AUGGACAACUAUAGUCCUUCUCAUCGUCACAAACUUCAUAGCGUAGGGCUCAUCAUCGCAAAAAAUCCAAAUCCCUCUGAUCUAGCAGCUAAAUAUUACAGAUCAACAUGUUACUGUCUCGGACCUCUUCUCGUCGCUCCUAUAAGUGAAUUAUACGGACAUGUGACUGUACUAUAUCCUGGACACAUUGGCUUUAUGCUAGCUCUAGCUGUUUGUGGUUCGAGCAGAAGUCUUCCUUUAUUUGUAGUGUUCCGUGCUAUCAUGGGGCUUGCGGCUAUCACGUUCGUACUCAUGGGUCCUGCAAUCGUGGCAGAUCUUAUUCCCAGGGAACAAAGAGGAUUGGCAUUGAGUAUUAUGUCUACCGGGCCUGUCGUGGGUCCAACUAUUGGUCCUGUCAUCGGUGGUUAUAUCGUGGAAAACAUCAGUUGGACAUGGAUCUUCUACUCAACGUUGAUUGCUUUUGGUGUUCUGUUCUUUCUAUCUCUUGUCAUUCUUAGAGAAACGUAUGCACCAGUAGUCUUGAAUCGAAAGCAAAAUAAAGGGGGAACAGGCCUACCCGCAAGUCAAAAUAUCACAGCCCUCAAAACUCCUCGAGAAACUCUGCAAGCAGCCUGGACCCGUCCCUUCAAAUUUCUCUUCCUCUCACCUAUCGUUCCCUUUGUAGGCUUCUACAGUGCUCUAAGCAACGCCUACGGAAUGGUAUGUUUCGCGACCCUCGGCACCGUAUUUCAAAACAACUACUCCUUUACACCCGGCCAAAGCGGUCUAGCAUAUCUCGGUCUCAUGUUUGGCUUCCUCUUCUGCCAACUAACCCUUGCUCAAAUUUCCGACCGUUAUAUGCUCAAAAUGGAAGCGAGAAAUAACGACAAGCGCCCGGAAUAUCGUCUGCCACCCAUGUUCAUCGGUGCAUUUCUCCUCCCCGUCGGAUUUUUCUGGUACGGAUGGUCUCUUGAAUAUCACACCCAUUGGAUCGUCCCAGUUCUCGGAAGUUCGGUUAUUGCUAUCGGUAUUCUAUUUAGCUAUCUGCCAGUACAGAUGUAUCUUGUAGAUACAUAUACUAUCUAUGCUGCGAGCGCUACUGGAGCAUGCACCAUCAUCCGUUCGAUCUGUUCAACUUUGAUCCCGUUGAGUGCUAAUCCCUUAUAUGAUCGUUUAGGGUAUGGGUGGGGUAACAGUGUCUUGGCGUUCAUUGCAAUAGGAUUCGUGCCAAUUGCUUUGCUAGUGUUGAGAUAUGGGGAGAGAAUUAGAACGAAUCCACGCUUUCAACCGAAGCUCUGA